Molecule: messenger RNA, 5756 nt
Organism: Epinephelus fuscoguttatus (brown-marbled grouper)
Lineage: Eukaryota; Metazoa; Chordata; Actinopteri; Perciformes; Serranidae
Gene: osbpl9
Product: oxysterol binding protein-like 9
Exons: 21
Coding region: 1728-3737 (669 amino acids)
Cellular component (GO): membrane; cytosol; intracellular membrane-bounded organelle
Molecular function (GO): sterol binding
Source: RefSeq, a predicted model, not a curated record
UGCUCUAAAAUAUUCCCACUAUGUCACAGUCACACAGACAGGAUGCACGGCGUGUGUAUGUUAGGAAUGAGUGGGAGCGGAGGUGCAGAUGUCUGGGAAGAUUUCGGGAACAGUGGAGAAGUGGGCACUGUGACGUGGUUGUACGGUGGCUGUUAAUAAACCGACCACCUGCCUCUGACUGUCCACUUCCAUACUUAUCUGCUCUGUUAAAAAAAAAAAAAAAGGAACACUUCCCCUCCAUCGUAUGUGUUGACAGAACAUGAGAUGUUAACUAGGUAAUGAUAGGGGCUCUGUCUUAUUUUUUGUUUGUUUUCACCAUGUACAGUUAAUUUCCCUGAUCCUAUUGAGUUUCUUUUUACAAGGAUUUAGGCCUAUAAUGCAAACAUGACCAGUUGUAGUGUAUGGUACAACACCUGUACACUUAAAUGCUGUCUAGAAGCCCUGUGGUAAAUUGUACCUUUAAGAUACAUGUAAGGUUUAUAUUGAACUCUAUUUACAUUGAAUUGUGGUUGUAUGCUAUUGUUUUAAGUAGGACAAUUAGUCGACUAGUUGAUUGCUACCAUUGCUAGCCAGCACCAAAAAUAGUACACAGUCAAACUUAGUUACACUUAUGAUUUAUUGUGUUUGUUGAUGUGCACAUUUAAAUGACAUAUUGACAUAAUUUGCACUGAAAUGUCAUGUAUUCCUAGGCAAGAGUUGGUUUAUAAAAAAACAAGUAUCUGUUAGCUGCUAAUGCUAACAGCAGCGGAUUAAAAGAAAAUGAGGGAAAGAUGAAAAAACACAUUGGUCACUUCACCCUGUCCCACAAGAAGUGAAGUGGUAAGUAGGACAAAGACGAAAUCUCGUAAAACCAGUGCAGUUUGGCAGUAAUUUGAUUUUAUUUAGUGGCUUUUAAAAUACGAUUUGGUGAUUAAAAAAUGUGAUUAAAGAUUUGUAAUGGCUCUUAUGAUACACACAGUCAUUUUCUGGACAAUGUUUAACCUUACAUAUUAUAUUUAGCUUAAUUAUGUCUGUCUUCUAAAUGUUUUUUUACUUUCAGACUAGUCAGCUAGUCUAAAUCAAACUUCUGUUUAAACGUCUGGGAAACUAGUCGUUAGGAAAAUCCCUAGUAGUAAUGUGUUUGUGUUAUUUUGUAAAUACUAUAAUGUCAGAGUGGAUGGAGUUAAUCCUCACUGUAAAUAGAGGAGGGAUGCCAAAAUGAAUGGCAACACUUCACAUUACUAGAUUACAGGAUUCGCAAAGGUAGUCCACUCCCUGUAUUUACACAAGAACCUGUACAGGUUUUGACAUUGCUCUGAAUUCUGUGUAGUUUUGUCAGCAGCUUGGGGUAGAAAUGAUGAUGAUGUAAUGCCUUCCCAUAUAGGUGGCAGCUGUUUUCCUGAUAAAUUGGAGUGAUUUUUCCAGUGUAGUGUAGGCAAGCAGACAGAGGAGGGGUUGCUCGCGCUGGAAUGCCAAUCCAUGCACCUGUGUCCACACACUGAUGCAGUAUAUAGACAUUCACAUCUGCAGCAGAGUUGUUUUGGUUUGCAUUUUUGCUCAGGCCCUCAUGUGGCCAGCUAUAUUCUGCAGUCACACUGACACUGAAGCAACCUUUGAUCCUUUGAGGAAGUGAGGCUUGUUGACUGCAGACUUCAUGACUGCAGAGUUAACAUUUCGUUCUCUUUAAAGUAUGUCUUUACCGUUAAAACUGCAGCGGCUCUCAGGCUGCUAAAAGCAUUUUGCUGUUGAUGGCUUUUCUUCACUUUCCUGUGAGGUCGUCUGUAACACGCAGAAAAGCCGCCACGCACACAGGACACACCAGGACUCUACAACUCGGCGAGUCCAAAGCAUCGGAGGCCGAGACAGGAUUUGUUCCUAGUGUUCAAGACUUUGAUAAGAAGCUAGCUGAAGCUGAUGCCUACCUGCAGAUUCUGAUUGACCAGUUAAAGCUGUUUGAUGAGAAGAUCAAGGACUGCAAAGAGGAUGAAUCACGCAGAAAAAUCGAAAAUUUGAAGGAGACUACUUGUAGCAUGGUAGAGUCCAUCAAGCACUGUAUUGUACUGCUGCAAAUCGCCAAGGACCAAAGUAACGAACAGCAACACGCAAACGGACUUAUAAGCACCAUAAACCCAGUGGAUGGGAUCUACCAACCCCCUCUGGACACUCCUGUAGUCAACACCACGAUGCCAACACAGACCACACUACCCACAGACGCUUCUCAGGUGUGUAAAUCAGACCAACGACCCUCCACGUUACCUGUUGGUCCCGUCGUCACAGUGAUGGGCAGUCUGCAGACCCCAACUCCCAACAGCACAGGGAGUGGCCCGUCAGGCCCCAGCAGCAGCGUCGCCUCUCCUGCUCACAUCCCCCUCCCCUCGCACUCGGUGCCAGACUUCUCCUACUCCUCCAGCGAGGAUGAGUUCUAUGAUGCUGAUGAGUUCUACCAGAGCAGCACUUCCCCCAAACACUGCAUAGAUCCCUCAGGGCCUCAAGCUGCCUCGCCCCUCACUAAUGAAGCGACAGCGUUGAAACGACCAGACACCACCGAGUCCCUCAACUCUUCCAUGUCCAACGGCACCACAGAUGCAGACCCGUUUGAUAGCCACGACGACCGCGAUGAUGAAGGCGAGGGCGAGUCCGUGGAGGAGCACAAGAGCGUCAUCAUGCAUCUUCUCUCCCAAGUUCGAUUGGGAAUGGACCUCACAAAGGUGGUGCUGCCUACCUUCAUCCUAGAGAGGAGAUCUUUGUUAGAAAUGUACGCAGACUUCUUUGCACAUCCCGACUUAUUUGUAAGUAUCGCUGAUCAGCCGGAGCCCCGGGAGCGCAUGGUUCACGUAGUAAAGUGGUACCUGUCAGCGUUCCAUGCGGGGAGGAAAGGUUCAGUGGCCAAGAAACCUUACAACCCAAUCCUGGGAGAAGUCUUCUACUGCCACUGGGAUCUGCCCAGCGAAUCAGAGGAGCCUUCCCUACACACGGAGACGGUGUCAGAGGGUCCAGUACCGUGGUCGUCAAACAACAGCGUGUGUUUUGUGGCAGAGCAGGUCUCUCACCACCCACCCAUUUCUGCAUUCUACGCAGAGUGUUUAAAUAGGAAGAUUCAGUUCAACGCCCACAUCUGGACUAAGUCUAAGUUCUUAGGCAUGUCCAUAGGUGUCCACAAUAUUGGCCAAGGUUGUGUGUCGUGUUUGGAGCAUGAUGAACACUACAUCCUCACCUUCCCCAACGGAUAUGGCAGGUCGAUUCUGACUGUGCCGUGGGUGGAGCUGGGCGGGGAGUGCAGCAUCUCCUGCUCUAAGUCGGGCUACAGUGCAAACAUCGUGUUCCACACCAAACCCUUCUAUGGAGGAAAGAAGCACAGGAUCACUGCUGAGAUUUUUGCACCAAAUGAUAAGAAGUCUUUCUGCUCCAUCGAAGGAGAAUGGAACGGAGUGAUGUACGCCAAGUGGGCAACUGGGGAGAACACAGUGUUCAUAGACACUAAGAGGAUAGCCAUCAUUAAGAAGAAAGUGAGAAAGCUGGAAGACCAGCUCGACUACGAGUCCCGAAGAUUGUGGAGAGACGUGACGUUGAACCUGAAGCUGAAAGACAUCGAUGCAGCAACAGAUGCCAAACACCGGCUGGAGGAGAAACAGAGAGCCGAAGCCAGAGAGAGGAAGGAAAACGAGCAGCAGUGGGAGACCAGGCUAUUCCACGAGGACGGGGAGUGCUGGGUCUACGACGAGCCUCUAUUAAAGAGAUUAGCCUCUCAGAGGCACUGAGCAGACUACGCACACAGAUAACACACACCAUACGUAUGCAUAAAGAGAUGCACAGACACAACAGAGUCUUCAUAAGAACUCUUUUGCAAAACCACUUCUUUUCCAAGCCUUGGAAUGACUGAUGAUUGAAUAUGUACACAGCUUUGCAUUUGACUGUAAAACAACAAUAUGGAAAUGAAUGAAAUCAAAUGGAAAAGCAUCUAAGAUGUAACAUGAAAACUAGUAAAGCUCCUCUCCUUAUUUGGGCAAUGUCACUUCCACCGCCACAGAUACCCGCCAACACAAGACUUGGCAGCGCAGAGGGUUGACACGUCUCUCAGCUCUGUCCAUCAGCUUCACGGCCACACCUCUCAUCAGGUCCACAGGACGAGCCACUCGUUUCCCUACACAGAUGUAUUUUGGGAAGGGGGGGCAAAAGUGUGUGUGGUCGAUGGUGUUCAAAUCAAAUAAACCUUGACAAAUAAAACGGCGCUCUACAUCUCAGGGAAUCUGGUGACUGAGGAAAGAAAGCUGCUGCCCCCUCCGAGAGUCUGACAGCCUUAUAACGGUGGAAGGGACGAAUCUUAAAGGGGCGGGGGAGGAAUUCUCCGCUUGCCUGCAACUAGUUGUAACUGUUGUUUAUAUAUAGAUAUACAUAUGAUGGAUAUAUAAAUAUAUAUUCUUUUUUAUUUUCAAUGCUCUUUUUGUUUAUUUUUUUCUUUCUGGCAAUAGUGUAAAAUAUUUGAGGAUAUGAACUUGAUGGCUUUACAUCUUUAGGAAUCAUUCCAUUUACCCUUUUGGUGUUAUGUUCCCAUUUCGAGUUAACUUUGCCGCCUAUGUGGUCCUUCACAUUGUUCUGUGUCUCAAGUGUUACCCAGAAGCAAAGCCCUACCUAAGCCAUAGCAUCUGAACACGCUGAUUUGUGGAAUAUAUGCAAUAUAGAGCUCAUUGACAUCGCCUGUCAAAGGACAAAUUCGGGUGUCCAUUAUGCCAAAAAGGUUUAGAUAUAAGGCUAAAGGGACUUUCAUCUGGACAGAGAUCAAACAAUCCUCUGAAAAUGUGUCCAUGUUACCUGAAGGCAUUUAUGAACAAAUGAUUGUUUACAUAUUUUUGUCUUUCUGGUUCGCUGGUUCAUGAUGUAAGGCUAGGACCGAGUCCGUUUAGUCUCCCUUUUUGUCCCUGUGUCCUCUCCAAACCCAAAGAUGUCAGAGUGGAUCACCCUCACGGUUCACGUGUUGUCAGAGGGAGAGGAGAGUAAAAAUCGAGGAACCAGAGUAGACUUUUGAAACGCUGCUGCUGUUUCUUAGAGCUGCUAUGAGUCCAGACUGUGUUCUUCCGGAUCAGUUUUCUUGUAAACUUAUAUUUUUUGUCCAAUGUUUUUUGAGAUAACAACCACAUAGAGGGCAAUAUCUAUCCUCCUGUACACCUCUGCUUUAUUGAAUCAUCAUUCAUUCUCUUAUUUACAGCUACAUAGGUUGGAUCUAAAUGCAAUGAUACUUGGAUGAAAUACAGAAAUAAAAAACAAUUUUCACCUGAAAAUGCCCGAGAAUAUCUCUCACAGCAGUCCCUUGUUAUAUCUGUCAGCAUUUAAGAUUUGAUUAUCGUAUGCUCUAGAUUUUUGACCUGUAUGAAUAUGGUUGAUUUAAAUGAAAAUUAAAAGACCUCUGAGUCUUAAAAUCAGUGAAUCUGGUGAAGGAAUCUAUAAAGGUAAACAUAUUCCUGGUGCUGUAUGCAGAUCAAGUGGAAAUCGUGUUGAAUUUAAUCCUCCUCUAAAAGCAUACAAAAUGCUGUUUAAGUGAAGCCAAAUGAAAUCCAGUGUCCAAGCUAAAUUUGAAGUUUUUAAUUUUUUUUCCUCCAUGUUAUGUCUUUGUAAAUUAUAUUGAAUCGAGGCCUUGCCAUACAUUUCAGUAUCACUCAGUAUCGCCUGAUAGAGAGCAAUCAAAAUGUAUUUUUUAUUUCAUUUUGAUCAUAACCAUUGAUUGUAUCAGAUUUUCCUGUUUAUUGAUGCAUAAUAUUAAAUCUCCAUGAGUUUAUUCCUGA